GACGGUACAGCCACCAAAUGCGCCUGUAUUCCCGCUUGCGAUGACAAAACCAUGGAUCUUGACUUUCAUCCUCGUUUGUUCAUCAUUUCUAUGUACUCAAGCCAUCUUGAAUAAAUGGGAAGCGACUAAUUUUUGCAAAUGCAUAUGCUUCCAGUCCAAUUACUCGAUCCUACACCUGACUCUUCCCGAUACUCCAUCACAACCUUGUCUUUCCUGCACAAAGCAGUGGUGUCUAAACCAGAAUCUAGCUAUUUGUGCCGGCGCCUCUCUUGGGGAUACGGAUCCUGAUACAGCGACUGGGAAAGAGGGCGACGUUGAAGCUCGGUGCUUCCAACGCGAUUCGCCUAGGGAUCAACUGGUGGUCACUAUAUUUCUACUAGUCGUCUUUGGCCUUUUACUUGGAGCAGGAAUAAAGAGACGGUUGGAGAAGGCUGGACUUGACGUUGGUUCGACGUGGAACAAUGGUGUUACUUGGUGGGAGCAUCUGAGGUCACGAAUGCCAGUAGAAGAACUCAGUCUUUCUCGGCUGGGAAAUCGUAUGGGUCAUGGUAGUCGUAGUAGGAGUGAACAAUAUGUUCAUGUGUCUAAUGAGGCUGCUUAAUUGAGGCUGUCGUUGUAUUUGUAUCUUAUAGUUCUGCAAAGAGUAACGGUCAUGUGUGCAUGUCC
Messenger RNA from Lentinula edodes (shiitake mushroom), 666 nucleotides. RefSeq lists its product as uncharacterized. The transcript is spliced from 5 exons. Lineage: Eukaryota; Fungi; Basidiomycota; Agaricomycetes; Agaricales; Omphalotaceae. The coding region runs from base 41 to 601 and encodes 186 amino acids. The record is from RefSeq and is a predicted model, not a curated record.